AUGCCGAAGAAGGUGUCGUACAAGCUGAAGAUUCGCAACACCAUCCUUGCGUCUCUCAACCGCGCCGACAAGUUCCUGCAGAACUUUGUGCUGGAAAAGCACGCCGAUCAGGUGCAGUCGCGGCUCGAUGCGGUCAACCAGGCCUGGGCGGAGUUCGAGGCGCUCCAGCUUGAGAUCGAGACCAUCGAGGAGGAGGACCUCAAGGAAGAGGAUGAUGCCACAGCCAUGGAGGAGGAACAUGAGCGAGUCCGAGAGCAGUUCGAGGGGUUGUACCACAAGGUAAGGGCAGGGUUGAAGUCGAGGUUGCCUUCUGGGGUUGCGUCUGGGUCUAGCGCAUGCGUUGCGCGUGCCGGCAUACAGUUGCCGAAGAUCACUUUGCCGAAGUUUAGUGGGGAGUACGAUGAGUGGUUGCCUUUCCACGACACUUUCAAGUCCCUCAUCCACGAAAACGUUGAUUUGACCGCGAUUCAGAAGUUCCACUACUUGCGAGACUGUCUUAUCGGUGAGGCCAGAAAGAUGAUCAACUCGAGUGAGUUCAGCGCGAAGAGCUACCAGGUGGUCUGGGACUUGUUGGUCAAGCGACAUGCCAACAAGUAUCUCCAGAAGAAGCGCUAUGUCAACGGGUUGCUUCAGUUUCCGCGAGUGAAAGGGGUGUCGUCGAGUAGCAUCCACGACGUGGUGGAUCACUUCAGCCGUUGUACGCAGAUUCUGGACCAGUUGGGCGAAGUGACCGGUGGCUGGGGCGUGAUGCUGACGCAGUUGUUGGUGUCGAAGCUGGAUGACGUGACGCAGAAGGAAUGGGAGGCGUUGGCAGCCAAGAAGGAGGACCCGCAGUUCACCGACGUGAUAGCGUUCCUGGAGGAGCGGACGAAGGUCUUGGAUGCGGUCGCAGUUGAUCAGCUGUUGGGCAGUCAGCGUGGUUCUCCUCCGUGUCUUCGGUUCCAGCAGCCCAGCCCAAGAAAUCGUUCCCGAAGCUGA
This is a messenger RNA of Culex quinquefasciatus (southern house mosquito), 978 nucleotides long. RefSeq lists its product as uncharacterized. The record is from RefSeq and is a predicted model, not a curated record. Lineage: Eukaryota; Metazoa; Arthropoda; Insecta; Diptera; Culicidae. The transcript has a single exon. The coding region runs from base 1 to 978 and encodes 325 amino acids.